AUGCGAUUUUUCAACAGUCUAAUAGUAUAUGUAUUGCUACUUUUCACGUCAGUAGUUUACUCUGUGGAUAUGGACACUUCCAGUAAGGAAUCAAUCUGUGAGGCAGCCAAGGUUGUCGCUGAUGGUAUGUGGAAUUAUUAUGAAGGAUUUAAAUACGGGGGUGUUGUUGGUAUGUUUGCAGCACCAAAUUAUUGGUGGAAUGCAGGUGAAGCCUUUGGUGGUUUAGUUGAUUACUAUACCUUUUGUGAUCCUGAUAAUUCAACCUUGGAAGGAUGGAUAUAUGAUGCUAUGUAUCAUCAAGCAGGUGAAAACUAUAAUUAUAUUCCUUCAAAUCAAUCUAUGACCGAAGGUAAUGAUGAUCAAGGUGUUUGGGGUAUGGCCAUUAUGCAAGCAGUUGAAAGGAAUUUCACCGAACCAGAGUCACACAGUUGGUUAGAAAUGACACAAGCUGUUUUCAAUACCAUGUAUGCAAGAUGGGAUGAUGAACAUUGUGGUGGAGGUUUGAGAUGGCAAAUUUUUACUUGGAAUUCUGGUUAUGAUUAUAAGAAUUCUAUUUCCAAUGGUUGUCUCUUCCAUUUGGCUGCAAGAUUGGCCAGAUACACUGGGAACGAGUCCAAUUAUGUCGAAGCUGCUGAGAAGGUUUGGAAUUGGAUGGAUGAUGUUGGAUUUUUAACUGAGGAAGAUAAUGGUAACUUUAGAAUGUAUGAUGGUGCUAAGAUUGAAAACAACUGUUCUAGUGUGACCGACUUGAGAUGGUCAUAUACUUACGGUGUCUUUAUGGCUGGCUGCGCAUAUUUAUACAAUUUCACUGGAGACACAGUUUGGCAAACAAGAGCACUUGAAAUUGUUGAAGCAUCUUUGUCAUAUUUCUUUACCAGUGACAAGAUUAUGCAAGAAACAACUUGUCAGCCAUACAACUUGUGUAACAAUGAUCAAAGAUCAUUCCGUUCAUUAUUUUCACGUUGUCUCGGAUUAACUAUGUUGUUGAUGCCGGAAUCUAGAGACACUAUUCUACCAUACAUGGAGGCCAGUGCAGCUGGUGCAGCAGAAUCAUGUUCAGGUGGUUCUGAUGGUGUGACCUGUGGUGAAGAUUGGUCUACAGGUUCAUGGGAUGGUGUUUAUGGUUUAGGAGAACAAAUGAGUUCUUUAGAAGUGAUAAUGUCCUUGAUAGUAGAGGAUCCAAUUUCUGUCAAAACUGGUGGUACAAACAGAACCAAUUACGCAGCAGGAACUGAUUCUGAGGAUAGUGUUAAUCAGAAUGAGUUGAACAUCACCGGAAAGGACAAAGCCGGUGCUGGUGCAUUAACUGCUAUUGUUUUGGCUAUCAUAUUAGGUGGUACAAUCUGGAUGAUGUUUUAA
Molecule: messenger RNA, 1359 nt
Organism: Candida tropicalis MYA-3404
Lineage: Eukaryota; Fungi; Ascomycota; Pichiomycetes; Serinales; Debaryomycetaceae
Gene: DFG5
Product: putative mannan endo-1,6-alpha-mannosidase
Exons: 1
Coding region: 1-1359 (452 amino acids)
Biological process (GO): budding cell bud growth; fungal-type cell wall biogenesis; carbohydrate catabolic process
Molecular function (GO): mannan endo-1,6-alpha-mannosidase activity
Source: RefSeq, a predicted model, not a curated record